Lingula anatina is the source of this 4657-nucleotide messenger RNA. Its product is annotated as cadherin-99C-like. Gene Ontology annotation, cellular component: membrane; catenin complex. The record is from RefSeq and is a predicted model, not a curated record. Gene Ontology annotation, molecular function: calcium ion binding; cadherin binding; beta-catenin binding. Lineage: Eukaryota; Metazoa; Brachiopoda; Lingulata; Lingulida; Lingulidae. Gene Ontology annotation, biological process: multicellular organism development; homophilic cell-cell adhesion; cell migration.
UGUGCAUUAAGUAAGAAUUAUUUUGCAUGCAAAACAUGAAAACUAUUGGUCUAUAAUUGGGUUUGAUACAUUUAAACUCUGCCAGCAAUUUAAAAUCUUCAACAUUCAAAAACUUCGAGCUUAUCCCUCAGCAUACACGUAUUCAUGCUCAAUCUUCAUAUUAGAUUAUAAAAAGAAGAAACUCCAUCAUCUAAAAUAUCCUGUCCAAAAAUGGUAAAAAAAAUCCCCAUUGUUUGCAUGACAAAGCAAAUCAGCAUUAUCUCUUGACGUCCAUUUAAUGGGGUCCAUGCGUAGCUUGGCUUCUGGGUUGCAUGUCUGGAGAAAUCUGCAUCAGGAAGCCAGCAUAAAGACUUCUGUUGUCUCAUUGUCCGAGAGAGAAAAUAAAAAUAAAUGUGAUAUAAAAGUGUCCUUGCCUGGAUUUGAUCUCUUAUUUACAUACAGCGUAGGCAGUAUACAUUACAGGAGUGGCUGACAUUGCUGCUGUGAAAUCCGUGAGGUGUACAAGUUCAUCAAGUCUGUGCUGGAUAUAUCUGUGUAAGGAUACUUUUUGUUUUGUGAACCACCAACGAGGCAAAUAUUCUGACAGAUUCCAAACAUCAAACGCUGUCUCAAGUGUUGCGCUUUUUCAAGUUGGAUGUACUGCAGUUUUUGCUCAUGGUUGGGAGUUUUUUAAGUUUUGUUUUUGUUUUAUUUUAGUAGAGGAUUAUAGGGUUCUCAGCUGCAGGUUUUUAAAAAGUUGACAUAUACAAACUUGUAUAUAGCUGUGCACACUGAAGAUGUGGAAGCAACUACUUAUCAUUGGAACGUAUAUAACCUUAUUUUUUAAAGCAGAUGGUCAGUGCAUUGAGGUCAUGUACUCAAGACCAGAACUUGGAGUUGAACAGGUCCCUGAAAAUUCAAGGGUUGGUGCUGUGUUAGUGAGAUUCCAGCCUUCAUCGACAGCCUUCAAUGUUCAGUUAGAUAGAAUGUCACCAGUGGGGAAUACUCCUAGUGGACUGGUCACUCUGGAGAGUUUAAACAGAGGGCUGGUGCUAAAGCAACCAUUGGAUCCCAAUAAUGAUGACAGUUAUCCGGACACGUUGAGAUACACUAUCCAGAGCAGCUGUACCACAGUGGGUUAUAGUGGUGCACAGGUUAGAGUGCAGCAGGCUGCUGAUGUGAUAGUAAAUGUAGUGGAUGUAAAUGAAAGCCCCCCUGUCUUCUCAGCAUCCAAAUACUUCCUCAGUAUCUCAGAGUUAUCUCCCGUGGGUACCACAAUUAUGAACCUCAAGGAAAAAGUAAAUGAUCCUGAUAAAACUGGAGGAAAUGUGCGCUUCUAUAUCACAGAUUCAAACAGUGGUCACUUUGCCAUACCUGCCCCAACAGCAGGAAUGGUGACCGUUGUCCAGGAGCUGGACUACAGCAAAGGUCCAGGGACCUACAGCAUCCUUGUGAAAGCUGUGGAUGAUCCAGCCUAUGGCCAGCAACCCCUCUCUUCCUCUGCCACUGUUGUGAUCAGGUUGGAAGACAAGGACAACAUGAACCCAGCCUUCACUCAGAAUGCCUACACUGCCUCUGUCACUGAUAAGGAAACCGGUGUGCUAACCACAUCACCAGCUCCCAUUCAUGCCUAUGACCAGGACCUGCAGAUUAACACUGCUGUCAGGUACCAGAUUAAGUCAGUGCACCCAACUGAGUAUUCCAGCAACUUUUUGAUAGAUGACAUCACUGGCACUAUUGGUAUAGCAAGGCCACUUACUGGAGCCUCUCAAGUCACCCUUACACUGGGGGCUUACCAAUUAGACAACCCAGUCACCAGACAGGCACUUGCAGUGUUGGUGAUCACUGUCAACCAGACGGAGACUACCACUGCUGCAUCAACAUCAACAGCGUCUACCACAUCAACAGUACCACCCACCACGCAGCCUUCUACUACAGUGACAACUAUAUUACCUCCUCUGCCGCAGAGCAUAGCUUCUCAGCUGCAGUGUAUAGAAGUGAUCAGCCAAGGAGUAAGCAGAACUUCACAAACUGUGCACUCUGUUGAUUUGCCAGAAAAUAUGGCCACAGGUUCUGUGUUAGCUCAAAUAAGACCUUCAGCUGGUGUGAUCAAUGUCACAUUAAAUCAGUUACAAGCUGUGAUUCCCCCUGAUGCAGAAUAUGUUACCCUGAACACCACACAAUGGAGACUAAUUCUGAAAAAUCCACUCGACAAAAACAAUGAUGAUACUUUUCCAUCAUCCCUACAGUACAGACUAUUUUCCACGUGUUCAGUGUCUGGCUUCACUGGUUCUGUUGACAGUAUUACAGAUGUAACUUUUAACAUCAAUGAUGUGAAUGAAGCACCACCAAAAUUUACUAAAGACUCCUACAAUAUUAGCAUGGAGGAGGGUACUGUUCCUGGAACAUUUGUCUUCAACUUUGGAGACAAAGUCAUGGAUCCAGAUCAGAGUAGAACUCCUCUCAGCUUCAAACUGCUGAGUAAUGGGGAAGGUUACUUUGGCCUGCUGGAUAACACUUCUGGUAUUAUCAUGACUACUAAGGAACUAAAUUCCUAUGGGGGAUCCACGUCCUUUACCUGUGUACUCGAAGUUGCAGACAAUCUUGGGCAGGCUGGUGCUCUCAGCUCUAUUAGUACUUUGACAAUUACUGUCACAAAAACCAAAGGCAAGCAUCCAGUUUUCGCCAGAAAAUUAUACACAGCAACAGUAGAAAAUGAUGGCCCUUCUGUUGUUUCUAUACAGCCAGAAAGCAUAAGUGCAGCCAAUCCCGAUGGGUCAGUUGGCACUCAAUUAAAAUAUAGUAUCGAUACAGUGGUACCAGCAGACCUCCAAGAGGCCUUCAAAAUUGAUGUCACCUCUGGUCAACUGACACUCAAUUCCUCUCUGGGAGAUAUUCUGUAUUCUCAGGCUACCCUUGUACUCAAAGUAUCUGAAGGGGACACAAACGGCACAAAAGCAGAUACAACUAUUGUGAUUGUCACUUUUAAUAUUCCAACACCAACCACAGCUGCAACCCAGGGAAGUUCCAGCAGCACAGCCAGCAGUGAGUUCACAUCACAGUCCACAAUUGCUGUAGCUGUGACAGAUGCCACAAUUGUGUUAGAUGAGAGGGGCCCCAGUAGCACUGAUAGCAAUGAGGGUACAACAAAGCACAACACCACCACAGGGUACAAUGGGCAGCAGCGUAUCACGGCCAGAGCUGAACCCUUGUCCACCAUGAUAAUCAUAGGAGUUGUGGCAGGGAACUUGCUGUUCUUCCUAAUCACCAUUGUAGUUAUUAUUGUGGUAUUGCAAAGAUGGCGGAGAAAUACCAAGUCGCCAUCCUCUGAGGAACACCGUAUGUCAUUUAGUGUCCUUAAUGCCGAACACAUGCCCGAUGAUGCUGCCAGCCAUUACGAGGACCUGGACAAAGUGAACUACUUGUUGAGGAGGAUGAAUGCGGAGGAGUAUUUCCAACAUCCCAAUAGCAUGUACAACAUGAGUGCUGAGGACAGUACCAUAGCCAGCACCACAGUCAGCUCUCACAUACAGCCCAGUGAGCACUCUCAACACACGUAUCCAAGACAAGCAUCGAUGGACUCCUUCAAAGCAGCAGCAGCCACUCCCCCAGACUACUUCCCCCCACCCCCGGAUGAUCUCGACAACUUUGAGAAAUGGGGUUUCCCCGACAACACAAACACAUGGCAUCCAGGCUACGAUCAUCCUCCCAUUAGUAGCUUUGAUACUAAAACAUGGUCUGCUGCCAAGAAGCCCAACACAGAAACUGGGCCUAUAUCUGCAGGCUACUACGAGAUUCCUAGAGAAACUCUUGACUAUGGAGACGUGCCUCCACCACAAACCUCCAGCAAUGGCAAACCCUUGCAAGAAUCUUUUACUGCACUAUAAGCCACUCAAACAGAUUCAUGCAUGGUUUUCAACAAUUUCCUGAGACUUGCCUGUUAUGUACAUUUAUUCUACCACAAAUUUGGACAUUACACUUUUUGCAAGAUUCAUAAUGUUCAGAUAUUAAAAAUACUUUAUCACAACUCUGCUUCCAGAAUUUUGAAGCAUUUUUCUGUUUCACAUAUCAUGACAAAAAUAUUAUUUCUUGAAUAUAUAAUGAAUCAAUAAAGUUUGAAUUUAGGGAGUUAUUACAUUUAGCAAGGGGUAGUGACAGACAAUAAUAUUUGAGCAGAACAUAUCAGAUGGAUUUUUUUUUAUUAGAGAAACAAUUUUGCUGGUUAUCACUACUGAGAAUUUACAAGCAUGAAUCUGUAGUUCUGAGUGCAUGCUUAAUCUUAAUUCAAUUUUCCACUAGUGAGAGAUGCAUGUGAAAAGGUCCCAGAUUUCUGUUUAGAAUUUUUAAAAGCAUGUUUGUAUUAUUAACAGAAUUAUUGAAAUUUCUCGCAGAAGAUCAGUUCCACUUUAUUUCUAAUUUGGUUGAACUAUAAUUAUGCCAUGACACAUUUUUGUAUCACUUUUGAAAAUAAAACAUGAAAAAUAUUUGAAAGUCACAUGAACUUUCUUCUUUGUUGAAACUUGUGGUUGCAGAAAACUCGAAAAUAACUUGACAGUUAAGCAAACUUGUCAAUACUUGCUUUUAAAAUUUUGAUAAACUCUUACUGUAACAAAAAAUUCCUCACCAAGUCGCUUGUAUUCAGAUGAUACUACUUUCUCACUAUUACCUACAUAAUAAC